Anastrepha obliqua is the source of this 3129-nucleotide messenger RNA. RefSeq names its product trifunctional enzyme subunit alpha, mitochondrial (gene Mtpalpha). Gene Ontology annotation, molecular function: long-chain (3S)-3-hydroxyacyl-CoA dehydrogenase (NAD+) activity; enoyl-CoA hydratase activity; NAD+ binding. Bases 135 to 2465 code for a protein of 776 amino acids. Gene Ontology annotation, cellular component: mitochondrion; mitochondrial fatty acid beta-oxidation multienzyme complex. The record is from RefSeq and is a predicted model, not a curated record. Lineage: Eukaryota; Metazoa; Arthropoda; Insecta; Diptera; Tephritidae. Gene Ontology annotation, biological process: fatty acid beta-oxidation. The transcript has 5 exons.
CGCAAAUUGUAUAGUGAAGACUCUACGUAACGUUAAGGAGGAAUAUUUAGUUUGUUAAUGAAUUUUUUUGUAGGCUUCAAUAUAAAGAUUUUAUUUCGCUGAUUGUAGGAUAAACAUUUGGUAGCGAUACGAAAAUGUCUGCUUAUAGACUCUUAAAAGCGAUGGGUCCAUUGUGCAAAUUAAGUAUAUUAGGUAAACUUGGUCAUACUCGGAACUUAAAGAGAUUCUCCUCUCAAAUGGCCAGCACAGGUGCUGGCAAAAAUCUGCGCACGAAAGUUGUGGAUGAAGUUUUGGUUGUUACACUGGAUGUGCCAAAUGCAAAAGUUAAUUCUCUUAAUCUAUCAUUGAGCUCAGAGUUUAAAUCUGUUUUAAGAGAACUGGAAACAAAUACGUCUGUAAAGUCGGCGGUAGUAAUAUCUUCUAAACCAGGUUGUUUUAUUGCUGGAGCAGAUAUAGACAUGUUAGAGAAGUGUCGAAACGUAGACGAUGCGACAAAUAUCUCGAAAGAAGGGCAAGAGUUUUUUAAUCAAUUGGAAACUAGUAGGAAACCUAUCGUGGCAGCAAUUAAUGGAGUGUGCCUUGGUGGAGGUCUUGAACUUGCGUUGGCGUGCCAUUAUCGUGUAGCCACAAAUGACCGUAGGACAAAGUUGGGCACGCCGGAAGUUUUAUUGGGACUUCUUCCAGGUAGUGGGGGUACAGUAAGGCUCCCAAAGAUUACAUCCAUCCCAAAAGCAUUGGACUUAGAACUUUCAGGAAAACAAGUUUCAGCACAACAAGCAAAAAAAAUCGGUUUAGUGGAUAUGGUGGUGGAUACAUUAGGACCUGGAGUAGCGGCUGCUGAAGAAAACACUAUUGAAUAUUUGGAACAAGUUGCGAUCCAAGCAGCUAAAGAUAUCGCCCAUGGAAAAUUGAAAGUAGAACGUGGGAGUAAACAUGUAACAGAUAAAGUUAUGGAUCUCGUUUUAAAUUUACAGUUUGUCAAAGAUAAAAUAUUUAAUACUGCUAGAACAAGGGUGCUAAAAUUAACAAAUGGUUUAUACCCAGCACCUUUAAAAAUUAUUGAUGUUAUGAAGGCAGGCAUCGACAAAGGUGCUUCCGCAGGAUAUGAAGCCGAACGUAAAGCCUUCGGAGAGCUUGCAAUGACUCCAGAAUCAAAAGGUCUUAUAAGCCUUUUCCGCGGGCAGACUGAAUGCAAAAAGAAUCGUUUUGGAAAUAGAGAUACAGAUGUGAAAACUGUUGGUGUGCUUGGUGCUGGACUUAUGGGUGCAGGUAUAGCCCAAGUAUCGGUAAACAAUGGAUACCAAGUUGUCUUGAAAGAUACAUCCUUCAAUGGGCUUGCACGUGGUGUAGAACAAAUCCAAAAAGGAUUGGACAGCCAAGUGAAAAGAAAGAAAAUCAGCAGAGUUGAAUGUGAUAAAAUAAUCUCGCAAUUAAAGCCUUCGUUGGAUUAUGGAAAAUUUAAAAACGCGGAUAUAGUUAUCGAGGCAGUAUUCGAAGAUUUAAAAGUAAAGCAUGCGGUUAUUUCAGAGCUAGAGGCUGUGGUACCUCCCCAUUGCAUCAUUGCAACAAAUACUAGUGCCAUUCCUAUAAAACAGAUUGCCGAAGGAAGUUUGCGGCCUGAAAAUUUAAUUGGCAUGCAUUAUUUUUCACCUGUAGAUAAGAUGCAAUUACUCGAAAUAAUUACACAUCCGAAAACUUCGAAGGAAACUACUGCUAAAGCUGUUGCAGUGGGCCUUAAGCAAGGAAAGGUAGUGAUAACUGUAAAUGAUGGUCCUGGGUUCUAUACAACACGUAUUUUAUCAACUAUUUUGUAUGAAGGAAUCAGACUUCUGCAGGAGGGAGUAGAGCCAGCUGAUCUUGACAAACUAACAAAAAGUUUUGGAUUUCCAGUAGGAGCCGCUACACUAUUUGACGAAGUCGGCAUUGAUGUGGGUGCUCACAUUGCAGCCGAUUUGGCCAAAGCAUUCGGAGAACGUUUCAGUGGAGGGAAUGUAAAUUUGCUACAAGACUUAGUUCUAGCCGGAUUUUUAGGACGAAAAUCUGGCAAGGGAAUAUUUAUAUACGAUGGUUCAAAAGGAAAGGGUAGUCGCCCUGUAAAUAUGGAUGCGCUUAGCAUUAUGAAACAGAAAUAUUCGCUUGUUUCAAAGGGAGCAAACUCAACUGAAGACUUGACUUUACGCAUGGUAUCACGAUUUGUGAAUGAAGCUGUCCUUUGCCUAGAAGAAGGAAUUUUGGAUAACCCUUUAGAAGGUGAUGUUGGCGCCGUAUUUGGUUUGGGUUUCCCUCCUUUCACUGGAGGGCCUUUUCGUUGGAUUGACCAUUAUUCGGCAUUAAAGAUAGUGAAAAAAAUGGAAGAAUACGAACGUUUAUAUGGUGCACCAUUUAAACCAGCACAAACAUUACUCGAUAUGGCAAAUAAUUCGUCAAAGAAAUUCUAUCAAAACGCAGGGUCGUCUAAGUUAUAAUAUCUCUCAAUGCAAUGCUUUUAAUAUGUCGAAUAAGUUUAUCCGAGGCCUUUAUCUAUUUAGCAUGCUAACAUGCCACAAGUUUUAACAAUCUUUUUUUUUAUACAUUUUCAACGUUUAUGAAAAAUAUAACGAGUUUUUAAGCCUGAAAUGGAAUAUAUAAUAAACAAGUGAAAAUAACCGAAUUACCACUAAAACUUUAAAAUGUGGGUUUUUCAUUAAUUGCAAUCUAUUUUUGUGAAAUACUAACACAAAAUUUUAAAAUAAGCUGGACAGUUGCAGUGAGAGAGUAAAACUUUGCAAUAAAUAUAUUUGCGGCCGACGUAGAUGAACGGCUUUGUGCGCAAUUUCUAUUCGGUAGGGCCGAAACACUGGGGGAAAGAAACAACAAAUGAUAUAUGAGUUUUUUUCUUGGGCGCGUCUCGACAACAGUGUAUUUCUGCCAUUAAAAAGCUCAUCAAAAAAACAACAUCAGUUAGUGAAAGCGCCAUAUUAGUAUAAACAGAAUCAAAUCGGCUAGCGAACUUCGUCAGAGAAAAGUUCGUUGUCAAAAUUAAAACACACUGCAGAAUAUGAGAUUGCACCCAACUAACACGACGCAGUUCAGGAUCGCUGCCAAAUAUUGGCGAAUAAUUAUAAAUAAAAAGAAAUAUUGCAAUGUUGA